AUGCAAUUAUCCAGGUCAUGUCAAAAAAACUCUAGUUGUGCUGUCAUUAAAGAAUAUCGUUCAAAAGUGAUUUCUGAAAUUCAGCAUCAUCCAGAACGUCUACCACCAAAUGUGCAGUUAUUUAUUCCUUCACAACAUCGUGAUCCACGUGAAAGAAGUAAAGUAAUUUAUAAUAACAAAGUAACAAAUCAUCAAUCACAAAUCAAACAACCAUAG
This is a messenger RNA of Didymodactylos carnosus, 216 nucleotides long. NCBI's taxonomy places the organism in Eukaryota, Metazoa, Rotifera, Eurotatoria, Philodinida, Philodinidae. The record is from the annotation of a GenBank genome assembly.